AUGCCACCCAUUACAAAGUCUUUGAGCACACUUGCUCGCCGCGGAGCGCGGAAGCCAGCCCUUGGCCACAGUCGUCGCUUGGCAACCGUCACAGACCACAACGUUGCCCGAAUGGCCGCCACAAUGCCGCCAGGGCACAAGGCCACCGUAGCUCAGCUCGAGACUUUCACACUGCCUGAGCGGGUCACUGGUAGCCCUGGUGAUUGCGCCAUGGGAAAGGCUCUGGUUGAUGCCUGGCGUCGCGAUGGCAUCCUCCAAGUCUCCAUGAACGACAAGCAGCAGCACAUCUUCAACGAAGCCACGACCUCCAGCAAGGCAUUCUUUGCCAAGCCCCAUGACGAGAAGGCAGCGUGUGUUGACUCUCAGAGUUUUUCGGGAUACAUUGCUUCUGGAGAGGAAAUCACAGAUGGCAUCGCCGAUUACUCUGAGAUCUUCACCGUAACCAAAGAUCUAGACCUCGCUGAGCCCCGCGUGCGCGCGAAAUGGCCCUGCCACGGCCCGGCCCCUUGGCCCGACUACGAAAUGAAACAGCCCAUGACUACUUAUAUGGACUACCUUGGAGACAGUGGAGAGAAGCUUCUUCAGCUUGCUGAGCUGGGCCUGAAUGUUCCCGCCGGCUCCCUCACGAACCUGACUCGGGACGGCUGGCAUCACAUGCGUAUUCUCAGGCAAGUCAUAAUCACAGGUAAGGCGGGACGUGGCAUUGGGUCUCACACGGACUAUGGUCUGUUGGUCAUUGCUGCUCAAGAUGAUGUUGGUGGUCUCUUCAUCCGCCCCCCUUACGAUGGUGAGCACUACGCAAACUGGGAGAAGAGCUCAGCAGGAAUGGCGGAGGAGGACGACCGCUGGCACUACGUGCCGCCUGUUCCCAAUGUCUUCACAGUCUUCCCUGGCGAUAUCAUGCAGUACAUCACCAACUCCUAUCUGCCCUCCACUCCUCACAAGGUCGGCCUCAACACCCGCGAUCGUUUUGCUUUCGCCUAUUUCCACGAGCCCAGCUUCCAGGCGGUUGCCAAGCCUCUGCCAGGUUACGACGUUGGCCAGUCCCCUGAAGAGGGCAUUCAUUACGGCACCCACUUCACCAACAUGUUCCUGCGGAACUACCCUGAGAGAAUCACCACCAAGAGAAUGCAUGCGGAGAACCGCCUUGCCCUUCUCGAGAAGGAGGAACUUCGGACCCAUCUCUCUCAAGCGACCACGUUAGGUAGAGUUUUUCCGAACGCUGGACAGCAGACGCAACCGGCUUUCUUGUAA
This is a messenger RNA of Colletotrichum orchidophilum, 1254 nucleotides long. RefSeq names its product 2OG-Fe(II)oxygenase. Gene Ontology annotation, molecular function: dioxygenase activity. The transcript is spliced from 3 exons. The coding region runs from base 1 to 1254 and encodes 417 amino acids. NCBI's taxonomy places the organism in Eukaryota, Fungi, Ascomycota, Sordariomycetes, Glomerellales, Glomerellaceae. The record is from RefSeq and is a predicted model, not a curated record.